Neocloeon triangulifer is the source of this 1135-nucleotide messenger RNA. RefSeq lists its product as uncharacterized. Bases 78 to 908 code for a protein of 276 amino acids. The transcript is spliced from 8 exons. The record is from RefSeq and is a predicted model, not a curated record. NCBI's taxonomy places the organism in Eukaryota, Metazoa, Arthropoda, Insecta, Ephemeroptera, Baetidae.
GUGCAUCGGCCGACGACGCCGUUGCUCAAGACAUUUUCAUUUGCAACAUUUCGAUUGCUUUUGAUUUUAUUGAAAACAUGAAGUGGAUUUGGCUGCUCUGCACGGCCAGCUGUUUUGCCUUUGCAAUUUCUCCAACUUACGCAGAGAAAAUAAAUAGGAGCGAUUGCUGGAAUUACGGGAAGAAUAAAUCUUUUGUUGCUCCUGUCUUCAGUUUAGACGAUGAAAAUCUCAGUGCCAAAGACUGCGGCAAGUGGGACCGAAAUAAUGAAGACGAGAUCGCUCCGUGGGUUGCUUACAUCUUUGGCAAAUCUUCAUGUGAAGGUUUAAUUUUGUCGGAGCAAACCAUCAUCUCGCACAAUUUUUGCCAUCUUCAACAUAGAGAUUUUACUCAAGGAAAGGAAUUGAAAAUUUUCAGCGGUGAAUGUGUCGGUGAAAAUUGCCACCGGGGACGAGGCUUGCUGAGCCAAAAGGUGCUCGACGUGAAGAAAGUUAAAAUUGAGGCUGGCAACUUUUACCACACAUUCGUCUACGUUUGGAAGGCUGAGAAAUUGAGGUUCACGCCGAGUUUGAAGCCAGUCUGUCUGUGGAAUAAAAACAGCCAGAUCGACGUGAAAGACAACUUUUAUUAUUUAGAUAAUUUGGGCAAAUUGAAUUCAUCGCAGAUAUUGGCAGAAGAUCGUUGUUAUGGCGACAAAUUUGAAAGAUAUCAAUGUGACCUUUACGGAAACUCAAUAUGCACACCUAAGAGCGGAUUGUCCUAUUUUCUACUGAUUAAUCGAGAUGGGCGCUUCUAUUUUCGGGGACUUGCAGACAAUGUUUAUCCAAGUGCGAUGUUGGUGUGGCUCGACUUGCUUCCCUUCACAAGGCAAAUCGUUUCUGCAUCCAACGAUUUGAAAGUGCUUCCCUGAGAUUCGUAAUACAUUCGGAUGUUUUGGAAUUUUGUGCUUUUCAGUAAAAUAUGGCAUAUGAUUCCAGAGCGACUUGUUUUGGAUCGCAUAAUAUAAAAAUUUAAACGUUUCAUUUUGUCAUGUUUCGUUCCAAAUUUGUUCAGCAUUGGAAAACAGAAAGGAAUUUCAGGUAUAAAGUUUAAUUUGCAAAUAUUUCUCGAUUGAAUCACAAAAAUAAGGGUUAAUUU